Molecule: messenger RNA, 1270 nt
Organism: Sardina pilchardus (European sardine)
Lineage: Eukaryota; Metazoa; Chordata; Actinopteri; Clupeiformes; Clupeidae
Gene: meaf6
Product: MYST/Esa1-associated factor 6
Exons: 8
Coding region: 50-658 (202 amino acids)
Cellular component (GO): NuA4 histone acetyltransferase complex
Source: RefSeq, a predicted model, not a curated record
GCUUCCCGGAUGUCUCUCGUUUGCGCGUUGUUUUUAUGCGAAAUCCAUCAUGGCGAUGCAUGCGAAAGCUACACCGCCACAGAUUCCCGAUACACGUCGGGAAUUAUCGGAGCUCGUGAAGCGAAAACAAGAACUAGCGGAAACUUUGGUAAACCUGGAGAGGCAGAUCUAUGCGUUUGAAGGAAGCUACCUGGAGGAUACUCAAAUGUAUGGGAACAUAAUUAGAGGCUGGGACCGCUACCUCACCAAUCAAAAGAACUCAAAUAGCAAGACUGACCGAAGAAAUAGGAAGUUCAAGGAGGCCGAAAGGCUUUUCAGCAAGUCCUCUGUCACCUCUGUGGCUGCUGUCUGUGCACUUGGGGGCAUCCCAGAUCAUAUGAAUGAGAAACGUGAGCCAGGCAGCGGAACCGAGAGCGACACGUCCCCGGACCUCCAGAACCAGGAGAACGAGCCGAGUCAGGAGGACACGGAGGACGGCGACGGGGCCGCCCAGGACCUCAAGCCCCAGAAGGCCGCCUCCUCCUCCUCUGGUGGUCACCAUGGGAGCCACAAGAAGCGCAAGAACAAGAACAGACACAGUCCCUCUGCCAUGUUUGAUUAUGACUUUGAGUUUGACAUGAAGAUGAAUAAGAAGCCCCGCGCGGACUACUCGGCCUGAUGGUGGUCGUGCCGACCGACCACACAACAGAGAGCACACAAGGGACGCUCAAGAGCUCCACACACACGCAGCAGAACGUUUAAUUAAUUAGCGAUUCUUUAUCUUUUUCUUUUCUCCCCAUUUUGAAAGGAGUAAGGGGUUGGCCGUUCCCAGCAAACAGUGUGAAAAAUCACUUGUGUUUGUUUUACGUAGAAGAAAUGUCUUCUUUGGUUUGCUCACUCAUGCCUUGUUAUCCUUUGGUGAUCAGAGUGAGGGGCAUAAGACGGGCUUUGUGAUGGGGAGGUCUCUGAAAAGCUUUGUACAGUAUGUCAGUCGCGCAUGUUCCAGUUGAUUCAAGGCAGGGACACUAAGCAUGCAUUUUGUAUUUUAUGUCAGACCGUUAGGUGUUUUAUUUUGUAUUGUUUCAUAGUAAAUUUCAUUUGUUUUCUACUGUUUUUUUUUUUUUUUUUUCUAAGAAAGCAAAAACUUGUAUACUUUUUUUUUCUUAACGUGUUCGAUAUUAUUCAUUGUGACCUUGUUUUGUCAUUGUGGAUAUUAUUUUGUACCAUGUUUGUUUUUGCAUAAAAGUGUACAAUUGUAAAAGUGUAAUAAAUUUCAGAACAUCCCCUAUCA